Ilex paraguariensis (yerba mate) is the source of this 1898-nucleotide messenger RNA. The record is from the annotation of a GenBank genome assembly. Lineage: Eukaryota; Viridiplantae; Streptophyta; Magnoliopsida; Aquifoliales; Aquifoliaceae.
GUCCUGCAUGAUUUAGAGGGUAAGAAAUCAAAACAAUUGAAAGGAUAACAUUUUCGUCCUUUAAUGCAGUUGAGUUCCAUCUCAUCAGAACAAUCACCAUGUGAACCUUAAAAAAAAAGAACCUGGUCAUCAAGAGUGCUGCCAUAUCGACUUCUAACCAGAACUGCAAGAAAACUGACCGAGUAGCAAAAAGUAGCAUUUUACCUUAUAAUUCACUAUCUAGACCAGGAUAUAUUGAUUUAUAAAUCCAAAAUUGAUGCAAGUUUAUCUAAUAACCCACCAUAUGAAUCCAAAAAGGUUGACUCAGGCACGAAGACUGGUGCCAAUUCCACAGCUUUUCCGUGCCGCUUGCUCAGCCCGAGGAUGCUCACAAAUUCUGAAUACCUGACAACAUCAUCAGGAGUAUCAACAUUAUCACCGAACACAAAGGCAAGUGAUGCUAAUAGCAGUCGUUGUGGUAGCUUAGAGAGCUUUGGUGCACCCCUCAAGCCCCACACUGGUGGUGAUGUCCGAUGGGAUGCAAUUAACUUGGUUUUUUCCAAAGAUUCUCCUCUUGGUCUCAACCAUUUUCAGCUCUUGAAGCGACUUGGCUAUGGAGACAUUGGAAGUGUCUACCUUGUUGAACUCAGAGGGACUAACACAUACUUUGCUAUGAAAGUCAUGGACAAAGGGUCACUUGCAAGCAGAAAUAAGCUACUUCGCGCUCAAACAGAAAGGGAGAUUCUUGGUCUUCUUGACCACCCAUUCUUGCCCACCUUAUAUUCUUAUUUUGAGACAGAAAAGUUUUAUUGCUUGGUCAUGGAGUUCUGCAGUGGAGGUAACCUUCAUACUCUUCGGCAGAAGCAGCCCAACAAACAUUUUACCGAGGAAGCUGCUCGGUUUUAUGCAUCAGAGGUAUUGUUAGCUCUUGAGUAUCUGCAUAUGCUUGGUAUUGUGUAUAGAGAUCUGAAGCCAGAAAAUGUUCUUGUUAGAGAUGAAGGUCAUAUUAUGCUCUCUGACUUCGACCUUUCACUUCGCUGCUCUGUUAGCCCAACACUUGUCAAGUCGUCAUCUGUACAUGUAGGUAAUGGAAGUGCUGGUGCUGGUGGCAUUUUAGAUGACGAGAAUAUAGUGCCUGGUUGUAUCCAGCCAUCAAAUUUUCUACCACGCAUAUUACCUACAAAGAAGAAUCGCAAAUCUAAAUCGGAUUUCGGCCUCUUUGUUGGAGGGUCGCUACCAGAGCUAAUGGCAGAGCCUAGUAAUGUGCGUUCUAUGUCUUUUGUUGGGACACACGAAUAUCUUGCCCCUGAGAUAAUACGUGGAGAGGGUCAUGGUAGUGCAGUGGACUGGUGGACGUUUGGCAUCUUCUUAUAUGAGCUUUUGCAUGGGACAACUCCUUUCAAGGGUUCAGGAAAUCGUGCCACACUUUUUAACGUUGUAGGCCAGCCACUAAGAUUCCCUGAAAGCUCACAAGUAAGUUUUAUGGCACGUGAUCUUAUACGGGGGCUCUUGGUGAAGGAACCAGGUAAGCGAAUCGCAUACAAGAGGGGUGCUACGGAAAUAAAGCAACAUCCAUUCUUUGAGGGUGUGAACUGGGCUCUGGUGAGGAGCACCAUUCCUCCCCACAUACCAGAACCAGUAGACUUCGGGCAUUUUGCUAUUAAAGAGGUAGCCCCUUCGGACAAGAAGAUGGCAGACAUUGGAGUUUAUAAUAAGAACAAGAGUAGUUCUAGUCAUCCUUCUUAUGUUGAUUUUGAGUACUUUUAGUUCUUUAGAUUCUCACACACAUUAUGCUAUACAUCUGUUUAAUGAAAUUGCACUGUACAAAGAUGAAAUACGUUUUGAAAUAACAUUUGUAGACAAUUUUGGGAAAGAAAGAUAUGGAAUAGAAGGUUUUUAAUUUAGUAUCCAAGGUUAGG